This is a messenger RNA of Malassezia pachydermatis, 1197 nucleotides long. Its product is annotated as ssu81 involved in the hog1 high-osmolarity signal transduction pathway. NCBI's taxonomy places the organism in Eukaryota, Fungi, Basidiomycota, Malasseziomycetes, Malasseziales, Malasseziaceae. The record is from RefSeq and is a predicted model, not a curated record. The transcript has 2 exons. Gene Ontology annotation, cellular component: cortical actin cytoskeleton; site of polarized growth; plasma membrane. Gene Ontology annotation, biological process: regulation of actin filament polymerization. Gene Ontology annotation, molecular function: actin filament binding. The coding region runs from base 1 to 1197 and encodes 398 amino acids.
AUGGUUCGUGGUCUGUCGAUGCCCAAGGGCAACAAGUCAACUACGGCUUUGGCAGUCGUCGGCCUCGCCGAGGCACUCCUCGUGAUCGGCUGGUUCACAGCUUUUAUCUCUCAGUGUGUGGCUGAAUCGAAUGGUCUCCUUCGCCCUGGUAUCCGCCACCCGUGGUUCACCAUUUGGGUGGAGCUCUUCCUGAUGGUGGCGAUUGGUGUUUCGCUGGUGAUCGAGGCGCGCCUCAACCUUCUCAUCAUUGCUCUUACGGUGAUUGGUGUUUCGAUGUCGGUACUGGCUGUCGACAUUACGAUCUACUCGGACUAUGGCAGCUUGGAGGGUAUGGCCGCAGGCUACCUCAUCAUGGCGAUUGCUAACCUGCUUAUUCUGAUCUACUACUGCAUUGUCCACGACAAUGGCCACGGUGGCUUUGAGGACAAGGGCUCGCCCUUCAACCACACCACCGUUGUCUCGAACACCAACGGCCCUGCUGGUGGUGUGAUUGGCUCGUUCCCUGGUAGCGGUCUUCGCAACCGUUUCAGCAUGGGCAAGAACCCGAUGAAGAAGAGCGGCCAGCCUGAGGGCGUCAGCAACGUCGGUAUGGGUUCGGGUGUCUCGUCGGGCGUCGUUGCUCCUACCACUGGUACGGGUGCUGGUCUUACUUCGGGCGUGAGCAACCAGGCGGUGGACAUGUCGUCGAACCGCCAGGCCUACACCCAGCCUGAGGAGGUGGCCAUUGGUGUGCCUAACAGCACCAGCACCUCAAACGCCGCUUCCAUGCCAACUCAGGCUGUCCACUCCACGGAGCCAACGCAGGAGGUGCCGUACGGUGCUGGCAACGAUAUGACCACGUCCGGCUCGUCGUACCCACCGACAUACAUGAACACGCAGAACAGCGGUAACUUGGCCCCUCCGAUCACUUCGGCGAUGGGCUCUGAGACUACUGCUGCUACGACGGGUGCCGCUACUGGUGCCGCCGCUGGUGCCGGUGCUGGCAUGGCUGGCGGCGCUACCGCGGUCGCUAUGGAGGGUGUGCAGCGUGCUGAGGCCCUAUACUCGUACAAGGCCAACGCUGACGACCCGACCGAAAUCUCUUUCAACAAGGGCGAUAUCCUCCAGAUUGUGGACAGCUCGGGCAAGUGGUGGCAAGCUCAGCGCCCGAACGGUGAGCUUGGUAUUGUGCCGAGCAACUACCUUCGUAUGCUGUAA